Messenger RNA from Artibeus jamaicensis (Jamaican fruit-eating bat), 1689 nucleotides. It is a transcript of the gene GRK4, whose product is annotated as G protein-coupled receptor kinase 4. Gene Ontology annotation, molecular function: ATP binding; G protein-coupled receptor kinase activity. Gene Ontology annotation, biological process: protein phosphorylation; signal transduction; regulation of signal transduction. The transcript is spliced from 13 exons. The record is from RefSeq and is a predicted model, not a curated record. Lineage: Eukaryota; Metazoa; Chordata; Mammalia; Chiroptera; Phyllostomidae. Bases 110 to 1480 code for a protein of 456 amino acids. Gene Ontology annotation, cellular component: cytoplasm.
CAAAAAAGUGGGCGCAGUAAAAACUGGAGGGAGCUGCUGAAGCUGCCCCCCGUCAGCCAGUGCGUUGAGCUCAGGCGCUCCAUCGAGCUCAGCAGCCCUGCUACCCCAGAUGCCCCUGCAUGCCGUGAGAGAGUGCCAGCUGCAGCUGAAGGGCACGCCCCCCAAAGAGGUCUUCGGGGAGUGCACCAGGGCUGUCCACGGCUACUUAAGUGGGAAACCGUUUGAAGAAUACCAAGAUAGCCCAUACUUUUCUCGAUUCUUGCAGUGGAAAUGGCUGGAAAGGCAACCAGUGACAAAGAAAACGUUUAAACAGUACAGAGUCCUGGGAAAAGGCGGGUUUGGGGAGGUUUGUGCCUGUCAAGUGAGAGCUACGGGGAAAAUGUACGCCUGUAAAAAGUUAGAAAAGAAAAGGAUAAAGAGGAGGAAGGGGGAAGCCAUGGCGCUGAACGAGAAGAGAAUCCUGGAGAAAGUGCACAGCCGGUUUGUCGUGGGCCUGUGCUACACGUACGAGACCAAGGACUGCCUGUGCCUGGUGCUCACCCUCAUGAACGGAGGGGACCUGAAGUUCCACAUCUGCAACCUGGGCGGCCCGGGCCUGGACGAGCGGAGGGCCGUGUUCUAUGCGGCGGAGCUGUGCUGCGGCCUGGAGGACUUGCAGAGGGAGAGGAUCGUGUACAGAGACUUAAAGCCUGAGAACAUCCUGCUCGAUGACCUCGGACAUAUCCGGAUUUCUGAUCUUGGUUUGGCCUUGGAGGUCCCAGAAGGGGAGAUGGUUCGAGGAAGAGUCGGCACGGUGGGCUACAUGGCUCCUGAAGUUAUCAAUAAUGAAAACUACGCAUUUAGUCCUGACUGGUGGGGACUUGGCUGUCUGAUGUAUGAAAUGAUUCAGGGACACUCUCCGUUCAGAAAAUUCAAAGAGAAGGUCCAGCGGGAGGAGGUGGAGCGGCGCGUGAAGACGGACACCGAGGAGUACUCCGAGAAGUUUUCGGAGGACGCCAAGUCCGUCUGCAGGAUGUUACUCACCAAGAAUCCCAAGCAGCGCCUGGGCUGCAGGGGUGACGGCGCAGCCGGGGUGAAACAGCACCCCGUGUUCAAGGACAUUAACUUCAACAGGCUGGAGGUGCACAUGGCAGAGCCCCCGUUCCGCCCUGACCCACACGCGGUUUACUGUAAGGACAUCCUGGACAUCCGGCGGUUCUCUACGGUGAAAGGCAUCUCCCUGGAUACCUCGGACCAAGCCUUCUACAGCCAGUUUGUUACGGGGCGUGUCUCCAUCCCCUGGCAGAAUGAGAUGAUUGAGUCCGAAUGUUUCAAGGACAUCAACGAAAGUGAAAAUGAAGAAGCCGAGUCAUUCCACGUAGCAGACAAAACCUGUCAGCCGGCUGCCAAGCGAAAGAGAGGCCUGUGCAGAUUCCUCAGGAGAAUAAUGGGCUGCAUCCCUGGAGCCGGUGAGAAGGCAGAGCUGCCCGCAGGACUGUGACGUUCAACACGCAGAGCCUGACCCCAAAGCCCAGGAGCUUUUGACUCAGUAUCCAUCCUUCCUGUGAACUGCAGUAAACAGGUGUGAUACAUCUUAAACCAUGCCUAUGAAUCUACAGACCGUUUUACAUUAAUAGCCAAAUUGUCUUUUUACUAGAGCUGGACUGAAGGAAAAAAACCACCCCAGGACUGCAGUGGUGUCUAGAAACC